Messenger RNA from Scatophagus argus, 2049 nucleotides. RefSeq names its product leucine rich adaptor protein 1-like. Bases 267 to 875 code for a protein of 202 amino acids. Lineage: Eukaryota; Metazoa; Chordata; Actinopteri; Scatophagidae. The record is from RefSeq and is a predicted model, not a curated record. Gene Ontology annotation, biological process: positive regulation of canonical NF-kappaB signal transduction. The transcript is spliced from 2 exons.
AGUGGGAGGUCUGUCUGUGGAUCAGCGGUGCGGGAGAUCCAAUACGAAGCGUUUUUGACUCUACUAUUCAUUCCCUUAACGGCGUGAAUAAAGUUGUAAAGAGCACGCGCCUGUUGCUACUUUUCGCUACUUCUGUGAAGUCUCGCGCGUCCUCGCCAGCAAAUCAUCGGGGAUAUCUCGCUCGCUCGCGGCUCUGUCAUUUACUCCCCACCCUGCUCUGCUCCAAAGCACCCACUGAAAACCUGUAAUCUGUCUGACAGUCUACAAUGGACGAGGAUAGCAACUUGUUGCCCGAGUUGAAGGACAUAGAGACAAAAUUGGGUCGAAAAGUCCCGGAUGGUCUCAUCCGUUCACUGGUGGAAGGAAGACGUCAGGACGAGCACGAGAAGUCGACGGCGGCGCACUUAAUGAACUGCAAGUGUUGUACUAAUUCUACGGAUUUGCAAAGGCUGGAGAGCAAAAUGUUAUUUCUGAGACAAGAAAUGGCACAUCUGCGAGCCAUUGACGUGAAACUGAUGCAGCAGCUCAUGUCAAUCAACGAGGGUAUCGAGUCCAUCCGUUGGAUGAUUGAAGACAAAGGAGGCGUGGCCAGCCAAGAGGGUAGCUUGACGGGCAGCUUGUACAGCCUAUCGGACAGCCAAGACGAUACCUCACUGCGAGGCAGCUUCAGCAGCUUGAAUGAUGGUAACAGUGAUGGGCUCGACGGUCUGUCUGUGGGUAGUUACCUGGACACUCUAGCAGAGGACGUCCUGGACAACCCUUCGCCGACAGAUCUGGACUGUUUUGUGGAUAAAACAGUUAUUGACGGUGAUGGUUUCAGCAAAUCGCCACUGAAACUCAGGGUGGAAUCAGAUGAAUACUACUGCUUUGGAUAAUGAUAAAGUGUGUGGUUUCAGAGACUACUGAGACAUUUUGUGAAGAAAGAUUUAAAUAAUAAUGUCAAAUUAACACAGCUGUCAGAUGAUUUGUCCCACAUGCUUCAUAUUUUUCUCAUUAUAGCAACAGCCAAGAUGUUGGCAAGACUUACCAAAUGUCUCAUGUUUUUGUUUUGUUUUUUCCUUGAAACCAGCUUCAUUGUAUUGUGGAUCAAAAAACACCUCAUGAAACCAUUACCACUUAAUGCCACACCAAAUACAAGCUAAAACAUCUUAACAAUUCUUUAUGUCUUAAUAUUUUAUCAUGCAGGUCAGUUAAAUUGAAAAGGUGCUCUAUUAUGUUUAAAGACUGUAUUUAUUGUGGAGUCAUCCAAUACCUCAGCAGUUUGUUUUUCACAAUUAGAGUACUUCCUAGUCUAAAAUUGCUUAAAGAUGAGGUGAAUAAAAGCAGCAGCUUUAGCUGAAUAGCAUUUCCUUCUUCCUUUGUUCUUUUUUAUUUGUGGAAAAUUCAGUUUUGUGUGAGUUCAGCCACAAUCAGCUGAUCUAAGCAAAGGAGUAGAUUAGGCUUUAACAGCCAUUUGGAAAAUUGGAUAUUUCACACUGAGCGAUUCUUGAGGUUAAACUGUUUAAAGUGGCAAAGUGGUAAAUUAAAGUGUUACAACAAGUGCAAUUUUCUUCUAUGCCAAAUUUUAAGCACCACCUACUGUAAAUCUCAAGCUUUUAACUAUUUUGACUUGCAUGUUUUGACUGAUGGAAGCUAAACUGAACCCGACUCUGAAACAGAAGAACUUACAUGUACACAAAAGAGAUUAGUAGCACAUUCAAAGCACAGAUGCUUGACUGAAAACCAAAGUAAUGAUUGUCUUACAGAUAACUUAAGCCUGAGGCAAAAACCUGUUCACACCAGAUGGGAGAUUUUUAGAUGGUGGACAUAUGUGAAACACAUGCUUUAUUUGUGGGCAUGUUUUAAUUCUCUGUUGCCAAAAGAAGGUGUAAAGAGAGCUCCACAUUGCUGUACAUUCAUUUGUUGUUUUAGCUUUAAACUCCUUAUGUUGAUUUGUUUGACAUGUGUAUUUUAUUUUGCCUGCUUUUGGAGAAAAAAAAAAGAUUUUAUUGAUUGCUCUUAAUUUUGUUGUGGAAAUGAAAUAAUAUAUUGUGAUUUUCCUCUUGCUCA